Trichomycterus rosablanca is the source of this 3000-nucleotide messenger RNA. RefSeq names its product STKc_SGK domain-containing protein. Lineage: Eukaryota; Metazoa; Chordata; Actinopteri; Siluriformes; Trichomycteridae. Gene Ontology annotation, molecular function: protein serine/threonine kinase activity; ATP binding. The transcript is spliced from 12 exons. The coding region runs from base 103 to 1392 and encodes 429 amino acids. Gene Ontology annotation, cellular component: cytoplasm; nucleus. The record is from RefSeq and is a predicted model, not a curated record. Gene Ontology annotation, biological process: protein phosphorylation.
GUGAUAGAGAUCUGAGGCUGGAAUAAAUACCGUCGAUUCAUUCUCGUAUCGCUUCUUCACUCCGGUUACUGCUGCUCCGGUACACCGAGUUCAGUCGGUAUUAUGGACGUGACCGAGACUCGCUGUGAUCUGACUUACUGCAAGAUGAGAGGAAUCGUUUCUGUACUGACCGCCUUCAUUAAAGAAAGGAAGAUGGGUCUGAACGACUUCAUUCAGAAGCUGGUGUCCAACCCUCACAUCUGCCAGCAUUCUCAGGAUGAGUCCUUCCUGAAGAUCGACAUGAACCAGAAUGAGGAAACGACCAUAACUGACAUUGAAUCCCCUCAGAUGUGCCUCACCACCCAGAGGAGUUCACUAGCCGAGGAGACUCAGAUCAAACCGUCCGACUUCGACUACCUGAAGAUCAUCGGGAAGGGAAGUUUCGGGAAGGUUCUGCUGGCCAAACACAAAGAAUCGGAGCAGUACUACGCCGUGAAGGUUCUCCAGAAGAAGAUCAUACUGAAGAAGAAAGAGCAAAAGCACAUCAUGGCUGAGCGCAGCGUGCUGAUGAAGAACAUCAAACAUCCCUUCCUGGUGGGGCUUCAUUACUCCUUUCAGACCACAGACAAGCUCUACUUCGUGCUGGACUACGUCAACGGGGGCGAGUUAUUCUACCACCUCCAGCGGGAGAGGAUCUUCCUGGAGCCCAGGGCCCGAUUCUACGCCGCCGAAAUCGCCAGCGCUCUGGGUUACCUCCAUUCCCUGCACGUUAUUUACAGAGACUUGAAGCCGGAGAACAUCCUGCUGGACUCUCAGGGUCACAUCGUGCUGACGGAUUUUGGGUUGUGCAAAGAAGGACUGGAUCCCAACGGCACCACCACUACGUUCUGUGGAACCCCGGAGUAUUUGGCCCCGGAGGUCCUGCAGAAACAGGCGUAUGACCGCACCGUGGAUUGGUGGUGCCUCGGGUCGGUCCUGUACGAGAUGCUGUACGGACUGCCUCCGUUCUACAGUCGUAACACGGCCGAGAUGUACAACAACAUCCUGCACAAGUCUCUGGUGCUGAAGCCCAACGUGUCCAACUCCGGGCGCGAGCUGCUGGAAAGACUGCUGCAGAAGGAUCGGACCAAGCGGCUCGGAGCCAAGGAUGAUUUCCUGGAACUGAAGUACCACAGCUUCUUCUCACCUAUUAACUGGGACGACCUCAUGGCCAGAAAGAUCACGCCACCCUUCAUUCCCACAGUGACGGGUCCGACCGACCUGCGACACUUCGACCCCGAGUUCACCCACCUGCCCGUGUCCACGUCCGUCUGCAACAGCGACAACCUGCACCUGAGCAGCAGCGUCCGCGAGGCGGCCGGGGCGUUCCCGGGCUUCUCCUACGACCCCCCGGCUGAUCUCGCCUUCCAGUAGCACCUCCGGAACACCACCUUCGGACCAAAAUCUGCAGGAAGACCUGCCGAGAGACCAGUACGGAGCAGAUCUGUCGUAUACGGGUCACUGACUGUCUCACUGUGAGGGACCGGUUCAGGUGCCAGGUUUGGACAGGGGCGCAGGGGGCUCGCAAGUGCCUGAGGGUUUUGGAUUUUGUUCCUGCAUCCGAUCGAACAGCCUGAACUUUGAUCUAGAUCUAAUCGCUGGGCGUUCUACAAGAAACGCAGUUUAGCUAGGAUUUUGGACAGCUUGGUAAAUGCACUCCAGUCUAUUUAGUUUUGAAGGUUCUUGGUUCUAAUACGCUGGUGUUGAUGGACUACACAAACCUACAACUCGGAUCUCAAAUCUUGUUCUAACACUCGACAGCCGUUUCGAGGAUCCGUGGACAUCAGGGAAACAUCUGGAAGCCAAAUGAUGUUUUAUUUUUAAUAAAUGAAUUUAUUUUGCUGCUUUAUUCUACGGACAAACCAUGAAUUUUCUCUAGAAGUGGCCGAGCUUCUGAAUACCACUGUGUAUCCGGAUUAAAGUACCCAGGAAAUACGAAGACGACCUGAUUUUCUUCCAACAGUCGUUGUUUUAGUAUAAAUACCAUGAACAGAUCUACCAUGUGGCCAAAAGUAUGUGGACACCCGGUCAUAUUGUGUUAAUCCACAGAUAUUGCUCUAUAAGAUGUCUAAAAUCAAGUAUUUAAAUAACAGACCUGCUGUUCCAGCAUGGUUGGGCCGCUGUAGCCUAGUGGUUAAGGUACUGGUCCAGUAAUCAGAAGGUUGCCGGUUCAACCCUCACCACUGCCAGGUUGCCUCUGUUGGGCCCUUGAGCAAGGCUCUUAACCCUCAAUUGCUUACACUGUAUACUGUCACAGUACUGUAAGUCGCUUUGGAUAAAAAGCGUCCGCUAAAUGCUGAAAAUGUACAUUUCAAGCAAGGUCCAUAAAGACAUGCUUUGUACAGUUUGGUGUGUACUUGAGUAGCCCGCACAAAUCCUUGACCUCAAGCACACUAAACAAUAUGCAGGACUUGAUUACGAGCCAGGCUUGUGUCCAGAUUUAAUCCCUUUUAUCCAAAAAUGACUGAUUUUGACUGAACAGGCACAAAUACCCACAGACGCACUCCGAAUCAUUCAGGUUAGGUGUCCAUAUACUUUUGGCCAUAUCGUAAAUCCGGAACGUUCUACGGUACUGUGUGCUUUAGCAAUAUUUAGGUAGAAUUAACACCAGAGAUCGGGCCGUGUGAUGUACAGGAGUGAUAUUUCUGUGAGUAAGAAUGGUGAAUGAUGCACAAAGCGUGCCUGUCCGAAUACUUUUGCACACUGUGGUUUGUGUGUGUGUGUGUGUGUGUGUCUGACUUUACACUGUAGCUCAUCUGAUUGUUUUUCUCGGUACUGUGGGACCAGCGCCAGUCCUUCUCUCCUCUAGAACCUUUAUUUUCUUCCAUAUUUGGAAGUCGCACCUUUUUUUAUACAUUUUAUGUAUAUUUAUUUAAAUGCUGCUCUGUAUCAUAUUGUUCAAUUGUAGAUUUGCAGAAGGAUGAAAUAUUUAAAUGAUCUUCAUUAAAUGUUGAAUAAAUUAUAUUAAAGAUGAUCCAAGGU